UAAACAUAACGCUUCACAACAUAGUCACUUUCAUUCUUAAAACUACGAAAAUGAGACUCUCGUCUGUACUUCUCAGCCUUGCUGCUACUGGAGCUCUAUGCUCCCCCACUGCCUCUGUAGCUGACCCCACUGCUGAGAAAUGCGCCGAACUCGAGGCCCUAGGUCAGGACCAAGGAAACCCCCUCUCAGAAAGUGAUGCUACUGCUCUUCGAAAAUGUGGAAAGCAUCCAGCUGAGCUUGGUCUCGUCAGCUCUCUCUACAACCCGGACGAAAAGGCGAAUCUCACCAGCCCUGCCAAUCGCGGAAAACUUCUCGAUGAGCUUACGGGACUCCAAAAACGGGCCUAUUGUCAAGACGGAGGUCGUGGUCACGGCUGGGACUACGACUACGGGUGUACUAAUGGCUGGUGCUGGAGGAAUUGCGAAGGUCCUUUUAAUGGUGCUCUAGAGUUCAGGAAGACGUGGUGCUGGCUCGCAUAUGAAGCUGGUAGCGGAGGCUGGACUCCCUGUGGCAGGUGGCAGGAUUGCGAAUGGUCAUACAACAAUAAGAAUGCUAAGUGUGCUAAAGGAAAUUGCAAAUCUUGUGGUUGCGGCUGUUAGUGUUAGAAUCCGCGGAUUGGGUGAACAUCAGAUCAUGAAACGAAUAACGGGUUAGGAAAAGCUAGUAACAAGAGAGGAUUUUGAGGCAGAUUUCACAUCUUUAAAUCAAUUCGACUCAAUUAUUGUCAGUUAUUGUUUAAAGGCUCCGAAGAAUCAAGCGAUGCUACUGCAUGUGAAACAGCAGGGGUGUUUUGCUAUUUUAGCUUCCAUGCCAAAGAUAAGAGACUUAAG
Messenger RNA from Bipolaris sorokiniana ND90Pr, 830 nucleotides. RefSeq lists its product as uncharacterized. NCBI's taxonomy places the organism in Eukaryota, Fungi, Ascomycota, Dothideomycetes, Pleosporales, Pleosporaceae. The coding region runs from base 51 to 599 and encodes 182 amino acids. The transcript has a single exon. The record is from RefSeq and is a predicted model, not a curated record.